Plasmodium inui San Antonio 1 is the source of this 414-nucleotide messenger RNA. RefSeq lists its product as hypothetical. The record is from RefSeq and is a predicted model, not a curated record. Lineage: Eukaryota; Apicomplexa; Aconoidasida; Haemosporida; Plasmodiidae. The transcript is spliced from 3 exons. Bases 1 to 414 code for a protein of 137 amino acids.
AUGGUAAUGGAUGAGGGGCAACAGCUGCCUCCUGAUCCCCAAAGGGGCCUGGCAAAGAGAGGGCCAAGAGACGAUAAAAGGGAAUCCCAAGAGAACGACAACGAGAGAAAGAAGAAAAAUAAAUUGCUGAGUCCAAGGAGCGAAGCCAGGGGACAAAAGGACAACUCGACUCAGAGCAAGAGUAGGAGGAUAUCAGGAGACGAAGGAAUAGCGGAAGUAGAACCUGAGAGCCUCAGCAGCAAUAUCUUUAAGGGAUUGGACAGUACUCUCAGGAGCAAUCACAGGGAAAAAGGAGAAAUACAUGUAACGGGCUUGAAGGUCGAGACUACGGAGAGUGAACAGGCCAAGGGGGGGGUAUAUCAAAGACCCAAAAUUCCUAAGAGAUCCAUGAUGAACGACCACGUGAAUGAUUAG